CUUAACCAUUUCUAGGCUAUGAAACUAGGACGCCCCCCACGAAGAGAUGAAACCUUUAUCAAAACCCAUACAAGAAAAAAUGGUGUUCCUUCAAUUCAGGCAGAGCCAAUUAUCAAUAAACUUAAAGAUGUUGUCCAAGUAUAUCCAGAGUUAAAGGAGAAAACAAUUCAGGAAGGUGAUGUAUUUGCUCUUGUUUGUGGAGAGAAAGAGCCAAAAGGAUAUAUCCGUGCUGUGGGUUUAGGCCCAACUCCUCAAGAUAUUGGCACCCCUGGGUUGAAGGGUUAUGCACCAACAAGACUACAAAUGGAGAUUCUGGCUCGUACCAAAGCUGAAAAGGACAAGGCUGCUCUAGAAAAACGCAUACUUCAAUUGCAGGCAGAAAUUGAGGAAAGGGCACAACUAGACAGGGCAAGUGAAGGGCCCAUGUCACAGCAUGGUUCCACAUCACGUCAAAAUGUGAAUUCAAGGUUAGAACAUGGUGAUGAAGAUAAUGCAUAUGGAGAUGACGAUUGUAAUGAUGAGGACACAAUUGCACCAAGCACUGCACCAGGCACUAAUGAUGCUUCUCAUUCUAAACAUAAUUCUUUGGUUGGAAGAGAAGCCAUAUUAUAUGCUUUGUUGAGAUCGGAUCAACCUGUGGCCAAAGGAAUAAUAGUUUCAACUAAUCCGAGUACCAUAGUUGCAGAUCUGCCCAUUGGAAGGCAAUUUUGUGAAGUUGUUGUGACUUGUGUCCUGAAAAGAGAUGCAGUGUUGGCUCGUCCCUACGAUGAUAUGCAAACUAUGGCUACUGCUCACAUGAUGUCGCUUGCAUGGCCAUACAAGAAACUGAAGGUCAUCAACAAGGCAUCAGCAACACCUAACACAUCACCUAACAUUUCAGGAAAUGGACAAUGUUAGUAUCAGAUCAUGUUACAACCAACCGUGGACAUGGUUCUUCGGUCUUGCAUUUCUUUUGGAGCUUUUGUUGCGUAUGUUGCGUACAACAACGUGAAGGAAUUGAGUUAUUGUAAUACCGUGGACUAGCUUUUGAGUUAUGUAAUGUGAUAUUGCAACCUAUGGACUAGUUCGAUGUAUUGCAAACAUUAUGUUACUAAUGAUGUUAAUAUAUGAUCGAUGGAUAUUGAAAGACC
Molecule: messenger RNA, 1130 nt
Organism: Zea mays
Lineage: Eukaryota; Viridiplantae; Streptophyta; Magnoliopsida; Poales; Poaceae
Exons: 6
Coding region: 19-897 (292 amino acids)
Source: RefSeq, a predicted model, not a curated record